AUGGAUAGAUAUUUGCGAUGGUUCAUCAAAUAUCAGGCGUACAUGAUCGUGGUGUUUACGCUGACGAUGGUGGUGGUGAUCACACCGGCAAUGUCCGACCACAGCCAGCGUGAAAUUGAAAACCUUCGCUUUGGGGGCCCCGUGGCGACAAUAUUUGGCUUCACCUGGGCCGCAGCCGUCUUGUGUCUGAUGAUAGCCAUACAGAAGGAAGAUAAACGUUUUAUAUUCCCGUAUCUGGCCGUGUUCGGAUUGGAUCUCGCAUUGCUAAUACUGCGCGAAUUCUACCUCAUGAUAAUCCAUGGGAUUUUUAUAGAAAUAAUAUCGCUUAAAAUAUUCAUCGCUACGUUGAUCGCACCGUACGUGUUUGCCAGUCUGUUUGCGUUGCAUCGACUUUUUACCGUGGACCCGAUUGAAUCUCAGCGAAGCGAAGGGUUUGUGCGUUUCGAUCGCAACGAGAUGACCGUUGCCGAGGAGCCGAAUACAACCAGCAAUUCGACGAACCGUACAAUACCAGACGUGUAG
Messenger RNA from Anopheles marshallii, 522 nucleotides. RefSeq lists its product as uncharacterized. The record is from RefSeq and is a predicted model, not a curated record. The transcript has 4 exons. The coding region runs from base 1 to 522 and encodes 173 amino acids. Lineage: Eukaryota; Metazoa; Arthropoda; Insecta; Diptera; Culicidae.